This is a messenger RNA of Andrographis paniculata, 2011 nucleotides long. Its product is annotated as small RNA degrading nuclease 5. Gene Ontology annotation, molecular function: nucleic acid binding; exonuclease activity. The record is from RefSeq and is a predicted model, not a curated record. NCBI's taxonomy places the organism in Eukaryota, Viridiplantae, Streptophyta, Magnoliopsida, Lamiales, Acanthaceae. The transcript has 14 exons. The coding region runs from base 146 to 1834 and encodes 562 amino acids. Gene Ontology annotation, cellular component: nucleus.
AACAUUGAUCAACAAAUCGCAAACCCUAGAAUUCUAGAUUGACGUACAAUAUACAAUAUUUGGGAGAUGAAAGUUUGGGAUUUUGCAAGAAAUCGGACGGACUUGCGUAAGAAGCACGAGCUCUAUUGAUUUUAUUGUGUUAAGGAUGAGUUCUGUUGGUGAUGAAAUUGAAGCGCCCGAUGAAGAGAAUUCUAACGCCAGCGCCAAUGCGAAGCCCUUCUUUGAUGUUUACGGUCCCGAGGCAACAGCUGAUAUUGAGUUUAAGCAGCCAGAAGCAAAUUCAACCUUGAAUCUUCACGAUGUUCAAGGACUAGCAACUUGGGUGCUUGCUGACGGGUUCAUGCCGUCAUGGGUUUUUAUUAAGAACAAGCCUCUAAUUCCCAAAGUUGUCAUGCUUUAUGUUCCCGGGCUUGAUGCGUCGCUUUAUUUGUCACAGUCUAAAUUGUUAAAAGGUUUUAAAGAAUGCUGUGGAAAUCCCCGGGCGGUUUUAGCUCUCAGCUGUGUAUCAGAUGGAUUGCAGACUGUGGAUGCACUCCUUACAUGUAAAGUUAAACGAAAAAGGGAUGAAGUCGAAAAUAUUCAAAAGAAAGCAGUCCGGACAUCUUAUCAAGGUAAUCAUGCAUCUGGUACUGACUUAACAAAAAACUUGCCAUUCCCAAUUACCCACUACACAUUAUCCGCCAAGGAACUGGAUGACAAUGGAUAUAUUUGUAAAAAUCAAGAAUUUAUUUCAACGAGUCCUGCACCUUCUGGAACUCCGUUGCAUGAAAUGCUGGCAAUUGACUGUGAGAUGUGUAUUACAAGCCAGGGUUUUGAGCUUACAAGAGUCACGGUGGUUGAUAUUGCAGGAAAGGUAUUGUUAGAUAAACUGGUCAAACCAGCAAAUGCCAUCACUGAUUACAACACAAGAUACAGUGGAAUUACAAAGGAGAUGUUGGAAGAAGUAACAACAACCCUCGAAGACGUUCAGGAAAAUAUUCUUCAGCUGGUUCACAAAGAGACCAUCCUUGUUGGGCAUUCGUUAGAAAAUGAUUUGUUAGCUUUGAAGAUUCAUCAUGAACUGGUGAUUGAUACAGCCAUCUUGUAUAAACACCCUCGCGGCGGAUCUUACAAAACAGCUUUACGAGUGUUGACUAGGAAAUUCCUUUCCAGGGAGAUACAGGAUUCCGGAAAGGGUCAUGACAGCGUCGAAGAUGCAAGAGCUACAAUGGAGCUUGCACUGCUAAAAAUUAAAAACGGUCCUAGUUUUGGGAUGCCCUCAUCGCUCAUACGGAAGAAACUCCUCACCGUGUUAAGUGAGUCUGGGAAAACCUCAUCCUUGAUCGAUCAUGUUGCUGUAGUAAAAAGAUACGCCUCCGAGGCAUCUAAUUCCAUCCCGGUGUCCUCUGAUGAUGAAGCCCUUACAAAAGCCAAGAAAGAGGUCAAAAAUAAAAAAGUUCAAUUUAUUUGGACCCAGUUUUCCGAAUUAUUCUCCUAUUUCAAAAAACAAGCAGAUUGCGACGAGAAUCUGAAUGCAAAGAUAGCGGAGAUGAUUUCGCUGGUUACGUGCAGCAAGUCCGGUAAGAAACAGAGUGUUUGCAAAGUGACUACAGAAUUGAAGGAGAUUCUCAGACGGGUCGAUGACAAAGUCAGAAGCCUGUACUCAUGUUUGCCCCGCAAUGCCAUGCUCAUUGUUUGCACCGGCCAUGGAAAUACAGCUAUUGUACAAAAAUUACGUAAACUGCUUACGGAGCAGACAGAAACUUCAAUAUCCCGGGAAAAGAUUGUGGAAGUGCUGAAAGAGCUUCAAGCGCAAGCCGAAGUUGGCCUGUGUUUUCUCGGCAUUAAACACUGAUACAAGAAUGGUGCGACUGAGAUCAUUUAUGUAGUAAUUAGUUCAUAUUUCGGAAAAUUUUGAUGUGGAAACGCCCAGUCGAGAAUUGUGGUUAUAAUUGCUGUACUAUUCGAGCAUCAUAGCUAGUUGAAAAGAUCAUCUUCCUAUCCGAAAUGGAGGGCUCGGUUUCUUCUUUGA